AAACAAAAAACACGGGGAAAUACAUACACAAAAGCAUAUAUAUCUAUCCAUCUCAUCACUAUGGUUGGGCUACAAAUAUCGACAUAUUCUUCUUCUUUUCGUAAACACUCUUUCUAAUGCCUGUCAAUAAUACUAACACCGCCGUUAUCACCUGGGGUUCAGGUGAAGAUGGACAACUGGGACUAGGAGACAAUGAAGAGAAAGACUGGGUUUCUUCUAUUACUUCUCUUGAUUCCGUUACUGUUGCUUCUGUUGUUGCCGGUAGCCGCAACUCUCUCGCUGUUUGCGAUGACGGCAAGUUGUUCAUGUGGGGAUGGAAUCAAAGAGGAACUCUAGGGCACCAACCAUCGACUAAAACUGAGAACGUCCCUAGUCAGGUUAAAGCUCUUGAAAAUGUCAAGAUUGUUCAGGCAGCAAUUGGAGGUUGGCAUUGUUUGGCUGUUGAUGAUCAAGGCCAUGCUUAUGCUUGGGGUGGAAAUGAGUAUGGGCAGUGUGGAGAAGAGCUUGAGAAAAAGGGUGAUUCUGGUCGGACUUUGAGGAGAGAUAUUGUAAUUCCUCAAAGAUGUGCAUCAAAGCUUUCAGUUCGUCAGGUAGCUGCUGGCGGUACUCAUUCAGUGGUGCUGACCCAUGAUGGACAUGUAUGGACAUGGGGUCAGCCAUGGCCACCUGGAGACAUAAAGCAAAUUUCGACACCCGUGAGAGUACAAGGUCUAGAGAAGGUUAAGUUGAUUGCAGUCGGGGCUUUCCACAAUUUGGCUCUUCUUGAGGAUGGAAACCUAUGUGUUUGGGGCAAUAAUGAAUAUGGACAGCUAGGAACAGGGGAUACUCAACCAAGAUCACAACCAGUUCCUGUUCAAGGAUUAUCUGGCCUUAAGUUGGUUGAUGUUGCUGCUGGUGGUUGGCAUUCCACCGCUCUAACAGAUGGAGGAGAGGUAUACGGGUGGGGUAGAGGGGAACAUGGAAGACUUGGAUUUGGAGACGAUAAGAGCAGUAAAAUGGUGCCUCAACAAGUUCAGCUUCUAGCUGGGGAGGAUAUAGUGCAGGUGUCAUGUGGUGGGACUCAUUCUGUUGCGUUGACACGAGAUGGUCGUAUGUUUUCUUUUGGGCGUGGUGAUCAUGGAAGAUUAGGAUAUGGUAAAAAGGUGACGACAGGCCAUCCAUCGGAAGUACCUAUUGACCUUCCGCCUCCAAAAGAUGGCGACGGCAGUGAAGCAGGACGAUGGUGUGCUAAAUAUGUGGCCUGUGGGGGCCGUCAUACACUCGCUAUUGUAAAAUGGCAAGCUUAUGAGGCGGAUGGGUUGAUCUAAUGGAGAUUGCAAGUAUUUUGAUGAUUUUUCCAUGAGAAAUGAAUAUGCAGAAUCAUUUGAAGUAUCUUAUCUAAUAUCCAAGGAGCUAGUUAAGUUGAAGUUCUAUCAGUUUCCUUUAAAGUUGUGAGUUAUAUUGUUAAACAAGUGGUAACUCUAACCCGAGUGUAACAUGUUUAUUAUAUAUGAUCGGUUGAUCGAUUAAUGAUAA
This is a messenger RNA of Erigeron canadensis, 1515 nucleotides long. RefSeq names its product ultraviolet-B receptor UVR8-like. The record is from RefSeq and is a predicted model, not a curated record. The transcript has 10 exons. Bases 117 to 1307 code for a protein of 396 amino acids. Lineage: Eukaryota; Viridiplantae; Streptophyta; Magnoliopsida; Asterales; Asteraceae.